AUGUUGGCAUUAUCAACUGCCAGAUCAACUUGCACACGGUGUACCCGAAAACAACGGCAACUCUUCAGUAAGAGCGAAAUACUUACCAAACGAGUGCUAUCUCGUCAAUUCGCUUCUACGUCAAAAUCCACAUCAUCCUCUUCGACAUCUUCAGAUGGGACGACGAAUCGAUCGAGAUGGUUUGGACGUAGGAUAGCAAUCACCUUUUUAGGCUUAACGAUACCUACUACGUAUUUCUUUUUACCUUCUUCACCUGGUAUAACACCGCAUUUAUAUUCUGACCAAACGGUCUCUUGUACAAAGACUAUCUCACCUCAACAUAAGUUAAUAACAGUGGAUAUACCUUCUAAAUCGAUCGAGUAUUUCAUGAAACCAUUUAGGAGAGAUGGGUCUUUAGCGAAUUCUGGUAUUGAGCGUCAACAAAGUCAACAAGAUCAACAGAAUCAACAAAAUCAACAAGGUGAAGAUGACAAGAAAGAAUGGGAAAUAGUCAUUCAACAUAUGAUGAUUAAAUCACCUGAUAUACAAAUUGAAAGACCCUAUACACCGAUAAACGAUCCUACAAAAGAUGAUCAAGUCAGAAUGGUCGUCAAGAGAGUAAGAGGGGGUGAAGUUGGACGAGUCGUACACAAUCUCAAAGAUGGAGAUCAAGUAGGAAUAAGAGGUCCGAUACCGACUUGUUCAAUUUUUCCAAACAGAUAUGAUAAGAUCAUCAUGAUAUCAACUGGAACGGCGAUUUCACCAUUCCUUCAACUUCUUUCAAAACUCCCUUCACAACAUCCUCCUAAUUCUUCUUCUAUUUCUACCCCUACUGCUGCUCCAUCUACGGUCAAUCACUCCAAGCCUCAACUGCAUUUGAUCCAUUCGUUGCCUUUGGAAGGAAGAGAGGAUUGGUCUUCUUCAAAUAUAGAUAAAUCAUUCAUACCUUGUCUUCAAGAUAAAUUCGGUGAUCAAUUGAAAGUGACAAGGAUCAAUCCUGGUUUCAUACCGAAAGAAACUAUAAUAAACUCAUUACGAGAUGAGGUAAAGGGGAACAAGAGAAAUAUUCUGGUCUUGAUUUGUUUACCUCCAAUGUUGAUGAGACCUCUAUGUGGAGAUAUGACACCUAAUCUAGGCCAAGGUCCCAUUACAGGCAUUUUGGGCGAAUUGGGUUUGACAAAUGAUAAUGUGUGGAAGUUGGAGUAA
Kwoniella shivajii is the source of this 1185-nucleotide messenger RNA. RefSeq lists its product as uncharacterized. The transcript has 4 exons. The record is from RefSeq and is a predicted model, not a curated record. Gene Ontology annotation, molecular function: cytochrome-b5 reductase activity, acting on NAD(P)H. NCBI's taxonomy places the organism in Eukaryota, Fungi, Basidiomycota, Tremellomycetes, Tremellales, Cryptococcaceae. Bases 1 to 1185 code for a protein of 394 amino acids.